This is a messenger RNA of Dendronephthya gigantea, 1631 nucleotides long. RefSeq lists its product as uncharacterized. Lineage: Eukaryota; Metazoa; Cnidaria; Anthozoa; Malacalcyonacea; Nephtheidae. The transcript is spliced from 3 exons. The record is from RefSeq and is a predicted model, not a curated record. The coding region runs from base 193 to 834 and encodes 213 amino acids.
ACAACCGCGAGAAGAACUAUACUUCAAAACACAAGACAAAAUUAAAAUUAUAAAUAUCAAAAGAAUGCCAAAAGAAGACUCUAUGUCAAUAGUUAUUCGCGUAAAGAUAAAGUUGUUCUCAUUGCGUAGUCAUAUGACAGUGCCAGUGGCUCGGACCAUUUGAUCGUUUGUGAUUCCUUGUAUUUCAAGGAUAUGUAUUCCUUGAUACUGUGGUUAGUGACGGCAUCUCUAAUUCUUGUUACGGUUGCACUUGAGUGUGACAAAGGUCAAUAUAAGAGCGAUUUUCUGAGUGGCGGCUGUGCCGCUUGCCCAACAACAUUAGAGCAAUGCGGAGAUGAGGAGAUCGAUGAUGCCCGACGGUGCUUUUUGGCAUGUGGGAAAUUAUUUACCACAAAGGCACCAAUCACCAGCCCAACAAUCCCAGUACUGGUGACAAAACCCACUACGACACCUCGUCCAAUCACAAAAUGGUUAAUAACAAAACACUGGACGAUAACCGAUUUUGAAAAGUUCAAGAAGACACUUGUAUUAUCAACGCCAACUGUUCUGAGCAACAACAGCAACAACAGCAAUGGCAAUUCUAUCGGUGUGAUAUUAGGCUUACUGAUAGCAGUAUUGAUCUGCGUCCUAAUUGGCAUUUUCAUGUCGUGGUUUAUCUGGCAACUAUACCAGAAAAACAAGAGAAGUAGUCAACAAGAGCCAAGACCGCCAAGUCCUUAUUCAGCGGUAGAUCAGUCGAACUCCAGUAUUGACGAUGAUAUCCAAGAAGAUGCCAUACCCGAAGACUCAGUGUCUCGUGAAAAUUUCAAUAACUUGACCGAGACAACCCUGUAAUGAGGCGUUGUUGAUAGACAAUUAAAAAGGACGCACAUAAUGUAUAUUGUUAUUCAAAAUAACGUAUGUAUCGCCAUAUUUUAUCAUAGUUUUAAAUGUAUAGUUUUGACACUGACAUGCACCCAAGAGCUCACAGACAAAAGCAACCGUAACGGCAUCAGGAUUCAGGAAAGAAGAGCGUGGUUUGUUGCAAAAUUUUGACAGCAUUGAAGCGCACAAACCAACCCAAUGGUUAAUUCGGCUUAAUCGCUAAACGACAAUAAUCGUCUUAUUAUCUAUUGUUGGACUUUAAUUCGAGGUAUUUAACAGGACCAAAAUGCGAAGUGUAAAGUUGGCACAUUUACACAAGGGAAAAUAAGCAGUGAAUAAACAGUCAAUUCGCAAAAAAGGGCGGUUCAUUUAAGCCAAAAGUGCCUGAGCGUUUUGUACUGUAUAAAAAUAAUGCUUACGUUUUCACUAGGCAAUAAAAUUCCUUCAUGUUCUAAAAAAAUGCUUUGGUUGGGCUUUUUAAACGCGCAUGCGUAUUAGAAUGAUGUUCUAUCUGCUGUUUCCGUUGCCGUUCGGGUUGGUUUUACUUUAACUCUCUAGUAUUUCACUCAUACAACGUCUUGAAUUUUAAUUCCAUCCAAAAUUUUGGAAUUAUUCCACGAAACUUAAAUUCUGAUUGAGCUCAUUAGGCGGGUGGAUGUUUUAUCACUAAGCGUAUAUAAUAUGAAUGCAGGCAUUCAGCGGUAAUUUUUAUGAUGUAUGCACUCAAAUUGUAGUUUGAAAUAGCGAAACUGCGAAACAAAAAAAAA